AUGCCUCAAUUGAUCGAUGAAACUGAUAUAUUAAAAAAUAUUACAUCAUUAUUAGCAAAUCCUAAAGAUUUCGGUCUUAUCAAAAAACCUGUAUUCCCUCUAGUUGAAAGUCAACUUGAACAACUUAUAGCUUAUAUUGAAACCAAUAUGAGUACCGAAUAUUUUGGUUUGGAGCUAGAUAUAUUAAUCUUAUCAAAAUCUUUUUAA
Molecule: messenger RNA, 207 nt
Organism: Racocetra persica
Lineage: Eukaryota; Fungi; Glomeromycota; Glomeromycetes; Diversisporales; Gigasporaceae
Source: the annotation of a GenBank genome assembly